AAUUCUAUUCAUCUCACCUUUGACUCCCACACCAGACGCCACUCCACCAAGGCGCCGCCGCCGCCGCCAGCCUUCACGGCUUCCAUCUCACCCUCUCCCCUUCACCUUCCACUUCCUGCACGCAUCACCCACCUACAUCUGCAUGGUCCACGCAGUCAUGCGGUGAGUGCGGAGUGCCUGAGCCUGCACAGCGUGCUGCGUUCCAAGGAGAGAAGAGAACAUUGUCAUCUCAAAUCCGGCCAGAAACGAUUGAGCAACGGAGCCAAUAAUAGGGUCGGGAUUUCAUCUGUGGAGGUGCGGCUCAAAUCUAUUCGAGCUUGCUCCUGCUGUCUGAUGAUUCCAGCGUUCUCCUGCUGUCUACAUCAGAGUACUACUAGAUCGAUCUACAAGUGCAACGUGUAUGUAAACAUGCUUCAGUGCUUGUACAUUGGAGCUUGCUCUUGCUUUUGCCCUCUAGAUCUGUGUGCUACUAGAUCUUCUGUGAGCGCAACGAUGUAUGUUCAAUGUAUUACAAUUUUGUGCAAUGGUGCUUUUUGUUUUGGAAAAAAUUAUUGGAAUCUCCUGGUGUUCAAUUUCUCUCGAUCUUGCACUCUCCAAAAAUUGUAAUUUUCUAUGUCUGUCACUGGAACGGGGACGGGGAUCUCCACGGGGAUGGAUUCCCCGCUCGGGGACGGGGACGGGGGAAACUCAAGCCCCGACGGUGGUCACGGGGACGGGGAUGGAGGAAUAUUUGUCCCCACGGGGACGGGGAUGGGGAGCCAUCCUCCGAUGGAGAAUUCCCCGUUGCCAUCUUUAGUGCCGCUGCAGCCCAGCUGGGACGAGAGAAUCUUUAUCCAAACAGGUUUCCGUGCGCACACGGUUUGCUGUUCCGGCCCCAACUCUACCUCUCGGUACCUUCACGCAUCAUCCCACCGCCAUCUGCAACUCUGUCGUUCCACUUCCAGUCUUCUUUUGCCCCCGAUCCCCCUUUAAUUUCAACUCGCAUCUCUCGUGCAGCCCCAGCCCCAGCGCCAGCCCCCAUGGACCUUCCGGUGGUGGAUCUCGCGCCGUAUCUUCGGGCCGCCGCCGGCGACGCGGCCCCGGCGGGUGAGGAGGAGCUGCGCACGCUGUGCGCCACGGUGAGCGCUAGCCUGCGGGAUACAGGGGCGUUGCUGGUGAUGGACCCGCGCUGCUCCGCGGCGGACAACGACCGCUUCCUCGACGUCGUCGAGAGCUACUUCGCCCGAUCCGCCGACGCAAAGCGCCUCCAGGAACGGCCCCACCUCCACUACCAGGUUGGUGUCACACCCGAAGGGGUCGAGGUUCCUCGCAGUUUGGUCGACAAGAACAUGCAGGAGAAGAUCAGGAGCAUGCCAGAGGAGUUUCAGCCAGCCACGCCUAAAGGGCCGGACCCGAAAUGGCGGUACAUGUGGAGAGUGGGUCCUCGCCCUGCAAAUACUCGCUUUAAGGAGCUAAACUCAGAACCUGUUAUCCCUGAGGGAUUACCUGAGUGGAAAGAGACGAUGGAUUCCUGGGGUUCUAAAAUGAUUUCUGCAAUUGAGGUUGUUGCUGAGAUGGCUGCAAUUGGCUUUGGCCUGUCCAAGGACGCAUUUACUUCUUUGAUGAAGGAGGGACCACAUCUCCUAGCACCAACUGGAAGUGACUUGCAGCGUCAUGGUUCUGAGGGCACUGUUUUUGCUGGAUUCCACUACGAUCUUAAUUUUUUGACAAUACAUGGCCGGAGUAGAUUCCCAGGCCUAAACAUCUGGUUAAGGAAUGGUAAAAAGAUGGAAGUGAAAGUCCCUGUUGGUUGCCUUCUAAUUCAGUCUGGAAAACAGCUGGAAUGGCUUACUGGUGGCGAUUGUUUGGCUGGAAUGCAUGAGGUAGUGGUGUCUAAGAGAACGCUAGAUGCCAUAGCACUAGCGAAAGAGCAAAAUAGAAGUUUGUGGAGGGUUUCAUCAACAUUGUUCGCGCACAUUGCUUCGGAUGCAAUUCUUAAGCCGCUCGGCCACUUUGCUGAAGCACCUGAUGCUCAUUCCUAUCCACCUAUAUGCGCUGGGGAUUAUGUCGAGCAGGAGCUUUCAGUCAUUAACCUGAAAGGAAAGGAUGGAGUAUAGACUCUAUGCAGCAGAUGGAUCUGGUUAUCUUAUGAAUUGACAGAUAUCAGGAUGCAAAACUAAAUUACCCAAACUGGCAAUUGGGUCUUCGUUUCCAAGUGCUGUUGUACUGAGGGUGGUUAAGUUGUUCUGAAGAUAUGUUUGUUCAUUGCUCUCGUUAAGAUAAUGGAUACCCUUCUUUAUGUACCACAUUAUCACUUGUGAAAAUAAAAUGUAUAGCUUACACAUAAAGCUGCUAUUCUCCUAGUGCAAUCCUGAAACUGUUAUUCACCUAGUUCAGUUAUCUGUAAUGUCUAAAACAGAGAACAUUUUCAUCGACCAAAA
Messenger RNA from Sorghum bicolor (sorghum), 2420 nucleotides. RefSeq lists its product as uncharacterized. The coding region runs from base 504 to 2096 and encodes 530 amino acids. The transcript has 7 exons. Lineage: Eukaryota; Viridiplantae; Streptophyta; Magnoliopsida; Poales; Poaceae. The record is from RefSeq and is a predicted model, not a curated record.